Molecule: messenger RNA, 6287 nt
Organism: Pomacea canaliculata
Lineage: Eukaryota; Metazoa; Mollusca; Gastropoda; Architaenioglossa; Ampullariidae
Product: Fanconi anemia group M protein-like
Biological process (GO): double-strand break repair via synthesis-dependent strand annealing; interstrand cross-link repair; replication fork reversal
Molecular function (GO): nuclease activity; ATP binding; four-way junction DNA binding
Source: RefSeq, a predicted model, not a curated record
AUGACUGAAAGCAAUCUAAUAAAAAGUGAGUCAGGUGCAAGCACAUCAAGUGGUAUCACCAAUGCCGCUCUUGAUACUGCUUUUGAAACUAUAGACCUCUGCAGUGAUGAUGAGGACAGAGAGCUUGUUAAGGCUUUGGAGGCAAGUGCUGCUCUUUAUCAAAAUACCACUGCAGAAGCUGGUGCUUCUAAUGUGUCAAACAAUUGUUCUUUUAGUAAGGCUUCAGAUGAUGCAUUAAAAAAUGAAGGAAAUAUUUCAUUUGGCAUCGACGAUAAUGUAUCCAGUGAUGCUAAUAAUAAAUCUCAGUGCUUGUCACAGUGGAGAACAUCAGAUGUGGCUGUUGGCGACUUACGUGGAUUCGAUUGCUCCACAGGAGCUUAUUGGAUAUAUCCCACCAAUUAUCCAGUACGGGAGUAUCAGUUUAAUAUUGUGAAGAAAGCAUUAGUAAAAAACACAUUAGUAACACUGCCCACUGGCUUGGGAAAGACUUUCAUUGCAUCUGUCAUCAUGUAUAACUUCUACCGUUGGUACCCUGAGGGCAAGAUUGUAUUUAUGGCACCAACCAAACCAUUAGUGGCCCAGCAGAUAGAGGCAUGCUAUAACAUCAUGGGUAUACCACAGGAAGACACAGCUGAGAUGACAGGCACUAUGAAUCCAUUAGACCGCCAGGUAGCCUGGAAGGAAAAGCGAGUAUUCUUCUUAACACCACAGGUCUUGACAAAUGAUCUGAGUCGAGGAAGCUGUUCAGCUGUAGCCAUCAAGUGUUUGGUAGUGGAUGAAGCUCAUAAGGCCUUAGGCAAUCAUGCUUAUUGCCAGGUGGUGAGAGAACUUGUCAAAUAUACAAAGCAGUUCCGAGUGGUCGCUUUAAGUGCAACACCUGGCAGUGACCUUAAGGCAGUGCAGCAGGUGAUGAGUAAUCUACUGGUAUCACAUAUUGAACUGAGGUCAGAGGACUCUGCUGAUAUCAAGCCAUAUACCCACAAGCGAACAGUGGAAAAAGUUGUAGUGCCACUGGGGGAUGAACUCACCACAACCAAAAUUCAGUACACAAAGGUAUUGACAGUGGUGGUGCAAAGACUGGUAAAUUAUCGUGUCCUCUACAAAAGGGAGCCUACAAGUCUGUCCAAGUUUUUAAUUCUUAAGGCAAGAGAAGCCUUUAGGCAAAAUCCACCUGAAAACUUGCUGAGAAGCCAGUAUGGAGUGAUUGAAGGAGACUUUGCAAUGGCCAUGAGCUUAUAUCAUGGCUAUGAGCUGCUUCAGCUGCAUGGGUUGCGGUCUUUGUACACGUUCCUGGAUAGCAUCAUAAAUGGUGAAAAGUCACUUAAUCGUACACGUACAGAGUUACUGAAAAAUGUUGACUUCAUCCAAAUCAUGGAAAUCCUUCAGAAAAAGUUUAAGCCUCAACUCUCAACUAACAGUCAAAUGAAGUCAAAGCAUGCUUUCCUGGUGGGUCAUCCGAAGAUGGAGAAGCUGGAACAAAUUGUUUUGGAACAUUUUCACAGGUUUGAUGACGCGAACAAGCCAACACGGGUAAUGAUAUUUGCCCAGUAUCGUGACACUGUGCUGGAGAUCACUGAACUGCUACAGCAGCAUGAACCACUGGUCAAAGUCAUGUCUUUUAUUGGUCAGUCUUCCAAUGGCAAGAGCACGAAGGGGUUCACACAGAAGGAACAACUCAAGGUGAUGCAAGCAUUUCGAAAUGGAGGUUACAACACACUGGUAUCAACAUGCGUGGGAGAGGAAGGACUUGAUAUAGGAGAGGUUGAUCUUAUUGUGUGCUUUGAUGCCCAUAAAAGUCCCAUCCGUCUGGUGCAGCAUGGGCGCACAGGGCGAAAACGACAAGGCCGAAUUGUCAUGCUGGUAACAGAGGGCAAAGAAGAACAGAUAUACAACCAAAGCCAGUACUCCAAACUAAGUAUCCACAGAGCUAUUCUGAAUGGUGCUAGAAACCUAGUUUUCUACAAUAAUAAUCCACGUAUGAUUCCUGAGCACUUGACUCCUGCCUGUCACCGUAUGCAUAUCACUGUGCGGCAGCCACAUAUGGCUGCUAAACAACAGAAGAUGCAGGGAACAGGUAGAAAAUCAAAUGGAAAUAUUUCAGAAAUUUUCACUGCACGUAAAAAAGAAAGUGGGCUGAAAAAGUGUGAACAAGAAUUGAUCAGUCUGGAAGAGUAUGCAGAGCUCCGGUCAGCUGGAUUUCAGGCACCAUCAAAAUGCCUGCCAAGACCAAUCAUGGUGUCUUUACAAUCCAAAAGCUCAGAUUGUACUGAUGAUAAGGAACAACACAAACAGCUGGGUGCUGGUGACACAGUGCAGUUCUGUGUGCCCACCCAAAGAGACCAAAAAAUAUCCGCAGCUGUGAAGGAAAAGACUUUAAAACAACCAGGCAAGGAGGACAAAGGUAAAAGAACUGUGUUGCCUCACAAGAAGAGACAUGUUGCUGUCUUGGAAAUACUGGAAGAACCAGAUGAGGAUUCUGAUUUCUUGCCUGAUGUAGAUCUUUCUGUUCCAUCAGAAAGCCUUGAUGAAAUGACCACUUGUCUAGAAAUAAAUCAGAAGUUUUCCGUGAAGAGGAAAGCACAUAUUUCAUAUCAGAAAUGUGGGAAGAAGGCAAGAUCAGGAAAACGGAAUAUCUCUAGGAAGAGAAAUUUUAUUCUAGAUGCAAAUGACCUGGAUGAUUUUGAGGUGGUUGCUAACUUUCAGGAUGAAGGAACAUUUGCUGAACAGCAGCAACCUUCAGAGGAAAGGUUCAUGGAGGAAGAUGCUCAGUUACCCACCAAGGCUGAAUCGUUCAUCAAGAGUGAUUUUCAGGAUGAUAAUUAUGAUGUCUUUGAUCACAAGGUGAAGAUACCGCCAGUACUCAUUGAUGCACAAGCACAAUCAUAUAGUACGCAGGAAAGUUCAGAUGUGGUCCACCUGCUGGAUUCUUCUGCAUCAUGUUACUGCAACAGCUCAUUUGACUUCAUUGCAUGGAGCAAUCCUUCUACCACAGACUUUAUGAAACAUGGCUUACAUCAGGAGCAAAGCAAACACAUUAAAGAUGCUCCAGACGAAAACGAAAAAAAUAUUGAGCAAGACUCUCCCAACUUUGAUCUAGAUUUUGAUUUUGAUGACGAAGACAUUAUUCCUCCUUCUCCUGAGGCAGUUGGUUUGUUCACAAACAAGCAUCAAGACAGUAAGAUCAAAGCAUCUGAAGACAUUGAAGAGCAUCAUGUUAUAGAGUAUUUAAGUACUGAUACAUCUGUAGAAAAGAAGGCUAAAAUUGUUGUCACAGACAGCAUUAAAGUUAAAAUGAAUCCUCAAGUUCAACCUCCCUUAACCACAAAAGUAAAUACACCCAAUUUUCACUGUGAUGUUCAAGAAGAUUCUAGCUUCCAUAAUCCAGCUUCUGAGAAGUUGGAAGACCAAAUACACAAAGAUGGUGCAAAGACACCUUUGCAGAUCAACAUGAAAGGGCCAUCAACAACGUUCUGUUGCAGCACCCCUGUCAGCAACAGAAAAGUUGGAACUUUUUAUGAGACUCCUCAUGCAUCUGACAGUACCCCGGGCCCUACAACAAAAAUUACUCAAAAACUUAAACUUCACUUUGGAGAAGAUAGUGAGAGCGAUUUUGAAGACUUUGUAAUAGUUAGACAAAGAUCAAGGGCUCUACAGCUCUUGUCACCUGGAACGUCUGAUCUAGAUGCUAGUCAUGCGACAGAAAAGGGUGUCAGUUUUAAAUUACCAGCUAAAAGAUUUUCUGCACAGAUGAACAAGAAGGAACAGCAGAAAAAGAAAAAGCAUAAAAAAAGGUGUCUAUUUCUUGAUGAUGAAGCAGAGUUGUCAGACGAUGUAGAAGUGUCUACAGAUGAGGAGGAAGACAAUCUUGACGUCAUGGAAAACAGCUUCAUAGACAACGAUACACAGUUAACCCAAACUUCACACACAGACAUGCAAGCAGUGUACCUCAAAUCUGUGCGAAGUCCAUCAUUUCAGGAUGUAAAGUCAAAUACUGGUCGCUUUCGCCUGCAGUACAAUCAUGCGGUGCUUGAUGUCUUUUCACAGCCCCAUGCUGUAGACACAGACGAGUCACAAUAUGAAAAAGACAGCUUUUGUGUAGGUAGUGAGGAGGAGGAAGAGGAUAAAGAUAAUGUGGAUGAAACUGAAGACGAGGACUAUGACCUAACGGUCAUCAACAGGAGACCCCUGAAAACUGGGGUCAAGAGAAGGAAAGCUGUAAAUUCUAGACCAGUCAAGGGAAGAAAGAGAGUCAGACAAAUAGUCGACUCUUCUGAUGAAGAAGAAAAGACUGAAAGACUGUCACCCAGUCAGGUGACACCAGAACUAAAGACAUCUCGGAGCAUCAAAGCAUUGCUGUCUAGCAGUGAUGACAACACUGAUUUGUCUGUUCUUAAGCAGUCCCCUUCAAAUAUCUGUAACGAAGAAGAUCUAGAUGACCAGAUUUCCCAUCAGAAACUUUGUGCAAAGAGUGAGACUAGAAGAAAUUUGGACACAAAGUGCAGCCAGGGUUUUAACUGCCAGCAACAAGCUUCAGAACCAGACUCUUGUUUGACUGAAAAAGACUGGUGGGUAGAGGAUUUUCCAACAGAAACACUGCUGCAGAAGGGGAAGAGUACAGAGGUCACUUCUAGAAUAGGAGAGAAGACAAUUCACAAGCAUAACUAUGACACUUGCGAGCAGAGUAUGACUUUUCAACACCAGCACUCAGCACAUCGAGUAGAAAAAAGAUCAGAAUCAGUUGCUGCUCAUGGUCUGUCUCAAAAACUAGAUUUAUCCAAAAAGUGGCUAAGCACAGGACAUUUUUUAAAACCUGAUAAAAAUGAUAGAAACGAACUGGAUUAUACGGAUGCCAAAGGUUCAGCUAGUGUUAAAAGAAAAGUCAUGGAGUUUAGAGGAGCAAGUGCUUCUGAAUGUGACCUACCAAACAAUGACAUAUCAGAUUCUGUGAAGAAGACGGAGUCCAGGCUGACGUCUGCUGAUAGCUGUAUCUCAGAUGAUGACCUACUUCAUCAUAAAGGAGAGGACACCAAUGAUCAGCCUCAAGAGAACACUGCUCAGUUUACCUCCCUUAUGAACAAAGAGCGUGGGAAGGUGGUGAUUCUCAUUGAUUCAAGAGAAGUAUGUGGUGCACAGGAUGUUGUGUCAGCUCUGCGUCUGCAACACAAUCUUUAUGUCUGUACCUUUCAACUCAAAGCUUGUGACUAUAUUCUCAGCAACCGAAUGGGUGUUGAGCGAUUUAGCUGGUCAGGUUUGAUCAAUAGUGCUAACCGCAGCAAACUUUGUGAUCGUCUGCGGCAAAUGCAGUUGCUGUAUGAUCGUUGCAUUCUGAUUGUGGAGAAAGACCGUGUCAAAUCCGGUGAAGAAAACACAUCUAGAAAUCAACACCACAGCAAGUAUUUGGAUUCUGUUUUGUCACAACUUAACCAAACAUCAGUGCGGGUUUUCUUCACUGAUAACCAAGGGGAAACAGCUACUCUGUUAGCAAACUGGCUAAUGCAGAGACCCAGAGAGAAAUGUAUUACAGCUAUUAUGAUCAACUUCUACAUGUCAGUACCACUGCUGACAGUGACACAUGCCCUCAACAUUUGCUAUAACUUCAACACCAUUCAAAAGUUUUUUCAAAGUUCUGUUGCUGAUAUUCAGAGAAAGGGUAAAAUGUCCUUUGCUCGUGCCACUGAAGUGUACAACUAUUUUCGACACCGUUUUGCAGCAGAAUUAUUGCCAAGAAAUAGAUGCCUGUUUGGAACCAUGAAGAGUUAACAAGGAAAGAAAAUUAAAACAUGGUUUAACAUAAUUUAUUUAGCCAUAGCGCAUAGUAGUGCAUAGUAAAUAUGUAAAUCCUUACAUUUGUGGAAAGAAGUUUAACUUGAUGCUUUGGGAUUGUAUGACGGCUGACCAAGCAAAAACUUUUGAAAAGUAAGAUGAAGAAUAAGUUUUGUUUUAUUUGCGUUAAGUAUGUCAUUUUUUUUUUUUUUAAUGAAUGCUCACUUAAUAGUACAUGUGCUGUAUUUUAACAAAAAUGUUAAUUUCCUAAGGUACCUAUAUAUGUUUUGCUGACUAGAUUUGUUGCCUGUGGAUAGUAAUAUAUGAUUGAGAGUGUGCAUUGAGGCAGACUUUAGAGCUGCACUGUAUACAGGUACUAUCAGUUUGUUACCACCCAGAUUUUUGCGAAUGCCUGUUCAGUCAUUUUGUAUACAUAUGUAGAGGUAGAACUUAAGUUUUAUGGAACCAGAUCAGAAAGUUAAUAUUCUGGUGAGCUUGUGCAAUAAAAUGGUAUUCUUGUUUAA